Phaeoacremonium minimum UCRPA7 is the source of this 1020-nucleotide messenger RNA. Its product is annotated as putative protein kinase domain-containing protein. The record is from RefSeq and is a predicted model, not a curated record. Gene Ontology annotation, molecular function: protein kinase activity; ATP binding. Gene Ontology annotation, biological process: protein phosphorylation. The transcript is spliced from 2 exons. Bases 1 to 1020 code for a protein of 339 amino acids. NCBI's taxonomy places the organism in Eukaryota, Fungi, Ascomycota, Sordariomycetes, Togniniales, Togniniaceae.
AUGGCCAACGAAGUGUUCAGCGUCCAGUCCGCUACAGGCUCAUCCCAUAUUUGCUUGGCGUUCGAGCCCAUGAGAGAUCCUCUGUGGCUACUACGCAACCGAGUCUGCGAUGAGCGAGUGACUCGAGAUUGGCUGCCGAUCUUCAAAAUCUAUAUCCAAAUCCUGAUUGAGGGUCUCGACUACUUGCAUUCAGAGUGCAAGCUCGUUCAUACAGGUAUCUCGUUUUUCUCAGUUGCCCAUUUCGUCCCUACUAGUGUAAAGCUAAAAUUCGCAGAUCUUAAACUCGAUAAUAUCUUGAUGACUUUCGAGAAUCAGUCAGUUCUCGAGGCUUUCGUACAAGCAGAGAAGUCACACCCCAUGGCCCAAAAGGUCGUUGAUGGACGCAUCAUCUACCGCUGCCACAACAACUUCGGCGACAUAAUUGACCAGUCCUCCGUGAAGAAGAUGUAUCCCAAGAUUACUGACUUUGGUCUCGCGCAACCUGCGGAUCGGUCUAACCACCCCAUACAGCCUGACCAUUGCCACGCGCCAGAAGUCCUGCUAGGAACCUCGUGGUCCUACCCUGCCGAUAUCUGGAACUUCGGCAUUAUGGUGUGGGACCUGCUCGCCGGUCGCAAGCUAUUCCAAGGUGACGUGAGCAGCACGAAGCCAUAUAGCCCUGCACAACAUUUGGCCGAAAUGAUUGCGAUUCUCGGUCCGGUUCCGGACGCACUGGUCCGGCGGGAGCAACAGAUGCGGUGUUGGCAGUGGAGUCCCCCAAUCCACAACGCCCAAGGCAAGCUGUGCAGCAAUGCGUCCGAGUACUUCGGCGGGCCUUUCUUCGCUGAGAGUGGCAAGUUUGUGCGAGAGGAAUUAAUCCCCUACUCGCGAACCCUGGCGGACGAGGUGCCAGAGUGCAUUCCCGAGCAAGACCGGGACAAUUUUCUCGCGUUCAUGAGGAGGAUGCUCUGUUGGCUUCCGGAGGAGCGGUUGACAGCUAAGGAGCUCAAAGACGACCCAUGGUUUGCUGUCAGGCUCUAA